Molecule: messenger RNA, 2698 nt
Organism: Sander lucioperca (pikeperch)
Lineage: Eukaryota; Metazoa; Chordata; Actinopteri; Perciformes; Percidae
Product: carcinoembryonic antigen-related cell adhesion molecule 5-like
Exons: 11
Coding region: 87-2234 (715 amino acids)
Source: RefSeq, a predicted model, not a curated record
GCUGCCGGAGGCUCACAUUUAUUAAGGCAGUCAAAGUUUGAUGGGUGUCAUUUCCUCAGCUGGUUAUACCUCACAGAGAUAGAUCAAUGGAUAUUUUACCUUUACUUUGUGUUGUCUCUGCGGCGUUUGCAGGUUUAACCAAAGGAGCUGGUGUGUUGCCAGACGGUCCUCUAAACGCAGCUGUUGGCGCGACAGUGAUGUUUACUACAACACUGACUCCAUCAGACAAACCAUUUCUAUCAGUGGUCUGGACAUUUGGUACUAAAAAUAUAAUCACUUCCAGUAGUGUAAACAAAACUGGACCAGAGUAUGAAGGCAGGAUCACCUUCUUCAUGUCUACUGGAUCUCUGGAGCUCAGGAAUCUGGCUCUUAAUGACAGUGGAGAAUACAGUGUGAGCAUCGUUCCAGAUGGAGAAUCAGUGGAGGCAGGGAGCACAACACUGAAAGUACUUGAGCCAGUCUCCAAUGUAACGGCAACUGCCAGCAGCACAGACUUGGUGGAGUUCAACAGCUCUGUCCGUCUGUCCUGCUCCUCCUCUGGAUCCUCUCUCUCUUUCCUCUGGCUGAACAGCAGCUCUGAGGUUACAGCCAGUGACAGAGUUCAGCUCACUGAUGGAGGCUCCAUUCUCACUAUAGUUAAGGUGACUCGCUACGACCAGGGACCAUUCAGGUGUCGUGUGUCCAAUCCUGUCAGUAAUGGCACCAGUGAUCCAAUAACCCUCUCCAUCAGCUUGCCAGUCUCCAAUGUAACGGCAACUGCCAGCAGCGCAGACUUGGUGGAGUUCAACAGCUCUGUCCGUCUGUCCUGCUCCUCCUCUGGAUCCUCUCUCUCUUUCCUCUGGCUGAACGGCAGCUCUGAGGUUACAGCCAGUGACAGAGUUCAGCUCACUGAUGGAGGCUCCACUCUCACUAUAGUUAACGUGACCCGCUAUGACCAGGGACCAUUCAGGUGUCGUGUGUUUAAUCCUGUCAGUAAUGGCACCAGUGAUCCAGUAAACCUCUCCAUCAGCUAUGGCCCAGAAAAUAUUAAUUUGACAAUAUCUCCAUCACAAGAAUAUUAUGGCAAAGGUUCAAACGUCACCUUGAUGUGCUCAGCUGUCUCCAAACCUGCUGCCCUGUUUCACUGGUUUCUGAAUGGAGACCUGCUGUCUGAUACUGGACCAGAGCUCAGACUGAUGAACAUUCAGAUGAGUCAGAGUGGGAACCACAGCUGUCAGGCCUUUAAUGACAAAACUCUGAGAUAUGAAACAUCUCAGCCUUCAGCUGUCUCUGUACUGGAAAGAAUAUCAGGUGCUUUUGUCACACCAACAACAAACCUGACGAUUGAGGGGAUCUCUGUCAACUUAACCUGUGAUGCUGCUGGCUCUGUCUUUACCAGAAAGUGGAUGAAGGAUGGCUCAGAUCUGACUCUGGCUGGAAACAUGAACCUUUAUGACAAGAACAAAGUGCUGUCUUUUAACAGCCUUAAAUCAACAGACACUGGGGAAUAUUCCUGUAAAAUCAGCAACCCCCUCAGUAACGAUGAAGCUAAAUACACCAUGGUUGUCUACUAUGGACCAGAAAACGUUCAAAUCGCAGGUCCAAGUGAGAUACAUGUGGGGGAGUCCUUCACAUUAACCUGCUCUGCUGAUUCCACACCAUCUGCUACUUACACCUGGAUACUGAAUGGGACAGAGAUACAUAAUUCUGCUGAGUUCACUAAAGACAACGCUGAUCUCUCUGACAGUGGCAGCUACACCUGUCAAGCGAUGAAUAGUAUAACUGAGAGAACAUCGACUGCAGUCCAUGGAUUGUCUGUAACAGUCAAACCAUCAGGCAAACCAUCAGGCUGUUCGGCUGGUUGCAUCGCUGGAAUAGUAAUCGCAGUUUUCGUCUGUGGAGCUGCUGGUGGGGGUGGAGGGUACUACAUGUAUAAAAAAAAAAAAUUGAGGAAACAUCUCUCUAAUAAAAACACUGCUACCAGAACGGGAGGUGAAGGCCAGAACAACUCUGCAUACUCAGCAAGUCAGGAGCUGAAUUAUGCAGAUAUCAGUUUCCAGAACAAAGAUGGUGGGAGAGUCCAGCUGGGGUUACAGAAUAACACCUCAGAAUACGCUCAGGUCCAAGUGAACAACAAUCCUCCUGCAGUGUCCUCCCCUCCUUCCUAUGAUGCCCACCUGCAGCGAACAAAAAGCCCAGCUCCUUCGCCUGAUGCUAACCCUGCUCAAGUUUACUCUCAAGUUCGCAAGAACUGACCACACUGCGUAGGAUGGAUCAUCUGGUGAGGUUAUACUGGAGAAGCAGCUGACAUGUGGUGAGAGAAACCUGCACGUUCCUCUCAGUUCCUUUGUAGAGGACUAAUUUACGUCAAAGCACUUUAGCAGUGGUUAAUAAACAACCAGGUAUUGCCAUUGCUGAGGUCAGAUGGCACAAUGCUGGCCUAUUAGCUUGCAUUCACCACAUAUUAUAGCUUUCUGUUUGUACAGUGCAACAGUCUAUGCAAAGUGCAGAUAUCUGAGGGGAAAUAUUCUCUGUAUGUGAUUCAGUUGUUUUGCUUGGACAUAAUGUUUGACCCUGGUGAGGUGUCAGAUUUGACUCCACGUGUAUACUGUGUGAUUCCAGUUGAGGUUACAGCUCGUCAGUUAUGGAUUCAUUUUCAUAUUUAUUUUAGCAUUUUAUAAAAUGAAAAAUAUGAUUUAUUUAACAAUAUUUAAUUUAC